This is a messenger RNA of Colletotrichum phormii, 2331 nucleotides long. RefSeq names its product OPT oligopeptide transporter. Gene Ontology annotation, molecular function: oligopeptide transmembrane transporter activity. Bases 1 to 2331 code for a protein of 776 amino acids. Lineage: Eukaryota; Fungi; Ascomycota; Sordariomycetes; Glomerellales; Glomerellaceae. Gene Ontology annotation, cellular component: plasma membrane. The record is from RefSeq and is a predicted model, not a curated record. Gene Ontology annotation, biological process: transmembrane transport. The transcript has 13 exons.
AUGUCUCAAUUACGUGACGAAAAAGAUAAUACUGCCCUGAACGACUCCAAAGAGUCAACCAACCCUAAGGUGGCCGUUGAUUCUGUCUUUGAGACGUCGGAAAAGCUAUUCCUUGGAGGUAUUGACGAUGGCUCAGACGGAAUAAAGAGAGGAUCGACCGAAGACUCGGAACUAGAGUACGACUUCAAAUCUGAAGAGUUCGCCAACAUCCCCAAGCUAGUUCGCAAUGUUGUCGGAUUUGAAGACGACCCGACUUUACCAGUCCUCACCUUCCGGGCAAUCCUUCUCUCUGCAAUCUUCUGCACGACUGGAAGCAUUGUUUCGCAGCUUUCUUAUUUUCGAACUACCACAGCUCCGUUCCCUGUAUUCUUCGUCAUCUUGGCCUCUGCUCCUCUUGGUCGACUAUUAGCACGUAUUCUACCUGCUCACACGGUGCCUCUUGGGCGUUUCUCUUUCUCACUUAACCCUGGACCCUUUUCCAUCAAAGAACAUGCAAUCAUUGGUAUUGCUGCCAAUGCGGGCAGUCAAGGCCAAUGGGCGACCUACUUGCCGACCAACGCAGCACUGUAUUAUGGCAUCACAAUGAAUCCAGCUGUUGCGCUCUUCUUUGGAUGGGGUGCUUCUCUGCUCGGAUUUUCAUUCGCCGCAAUGGUCCGGAAGAUUCUGAUUGAUGACCCCGAGUUCAUAUUCCCUUUGUCUCUUCAACAGGUCACAUUAUAUAGGAGUAUGCAAGGAAAGUCCGAGUUACACAAAAGCGUUUCCCAGAAACAAAUGAGAGUUUUCUGGUGGAUUCUGCUCGGCACGUUUCUCUGGCAAUUUCUCCCCGAGUAUCUGUUCCCUUUCGUUGCUGCUCUUGCUCCUCUAUGUUGGUUUGCGAGUCGCAAUCACACUGUCAACUUCCUUGGUGCCGGCCGUGGAGGCAUUGGGCUCCUCAACAUCACACUCAACUGGUCCAACAUCACGUCCACCGUCAUUACAUAUCCUUACAGUGUACAAGUAACUAUCUUUGUUGGCUUUAUCAUCACAACAUGGAUCUUGAUUCCCGUUGCUUAUUUUGGCAACUUGUGGGGAUCCCCCACGUUCGACAUCAUGUCAAAUGGCGUAUUCCAGAAGAACGGCUCCUCCUACCCGUUUGAGUCUCUAAUCUACACUGACUCAAGCGGCGUUCAGCAUGUCAAUGAUACAGCAUACCAUGAGGUUGGUCUGGCGUACUCAGGUGCUCAGUACACAUGGGAAAUCUUCAUGUGGUACGCAUCAUAUAUUUCUUCCUUUGUUUGGUGUGGCCUGUUUCUGGGCCCAAAAGUUGUCAAGAUCUGGAAAGCAAGAAAGGCCGAGGGAGAGUAUCACCAAGAUAGAUUGAGCCGAAUUAUUCAGCAGUACCCGAGCCUUACACUUUGGGAAUGGGUCCUUCUGACGAUCAUCCCCAUCGGGAUUCUGCUCGUGAUCGUUGCCACAAAGUCUGUCUGGAUGCCGACUUGGACUUAUUUCGUCGCUCUGGGCUUUGGUGGUGCUGCCAUGCUCCCCAUGAGUCUGGUUUAUGCCAUGUCUGGUUAUUCGAUCAAGGUUGGGUUCUUCAAUGAACUCAUAUACGGCUAUAUGAUCGACGCGAAGGGAUCGUCACGCCAUCCCCUUGGCCAGCUAGCGUAUCGCAUCAUUUCUGGCAACGUCUGGUACGAUGCUCGUAUUGUUCUGGAAGACCAAAAGAUUGGGCAUUACCUCCAUCUUCCUCCACGAGACGUGAUUGGGGUCCAAAUCAUCGCGAAUAUGAUAGCUCUCCCUAUCAAUUACGGCGUCAUGCGUUGGGUCAUUGCAUCCAAAUUUGACUACGUGAGCGGUCGAGUUGCGGAUCCUCAAGGACAAUGGACUGGUCAAGAGUUUAAGAGCUACAACACCGCUGGCAUCCAGUAUGCGCUUGUCGGGCCAAAGAAGCUCUUCGCGUCGUCUUUUUUCAAGCCUGUACUCUACGGCUUCCCUGCUGGCGCGAUAGCGCCGAUCAUCAUCUGGGUCCUUCACAAGAAGUUUCCAAAGGCCCGUUUCGACCUCUGGAAUUCGACCAUCUUCUUCGCGAGCGCGGCUACAUUUCACGGAAACCUUAGCACGGGACCCUUCACAACUUUCCUUGUUGGAACCUUCUUCAACUUCUACCUGUACCGUUAUCGACGUGCUUUCUGGAACAAAUGGGCAUACAUCAGUGGCGCAGCCUUGGACACUGGUUUCAACGCCAAUCUGUUGUUCAUCUUCAUUUUCCUUGGCACAACCGGAGCUGUAAUGGCGCACUGGUGGGGGAAUAAUGCGGAAAAUAUUGAGAGGUGCUUUGCCUUGAAGGGAUGA